Messenger RNA from Morus notabilis, 814 nucleotides. RefSeq names its product 60S ribosomal protein L23A. Gene Ontology annotation, molecular function: structural constituent of ribosome; rRNA binding. The record is from RefSeq and is a predicted model, not a curated record. The transcript has 4 exons. Bases 126 to 587 code for a protein of 153 amino acids. Gene Ontology annotation, biological process: ribosomal large subunit assembly; translation. Gene Ontology annotation, cellular component: ribosome; cytosolic large ribosomal subunit. Lineage: Eukaryota; Viridiplantae; Streptophyta; Magnoliopsida; Rosales; Moraceae.
UUUCACGUGCGUUUCAUUCUAUACAUUCGCCCGGCGUCCUAAACCCUAGUGACGGCCCUUUUGCUUACCAUUUGCAGGGUUUCGCAUUUCGUUGUUAGGCGAGGCUUCUUCUUCUUCAGCUUCCAAUGGCUCCUAAAGCUGAUGGUGCAAAAAAGGUUGAUUCAAAGGCGCAAGCCUUGAAGACUGCGAAAGCGGUGAAAUCCGGUCCAACGUUCAAGAAGAAGGCUAAGAAGAUCCGCACAUCAGUUACAUUCCAUCGGCCAAAGACAUUGAAGAAAGAUAGGAAUCCUAAGUAUCCUCGUAUCAGUGCCCCACCGAGGAACAAACUUGAUCAGUACCAGAUUCUCAAGUAUCCCCUUACCACUGAGUCUGCAAUGAAGAAGAUUGAAGACAACAACACUUUGGUGUUUAUUGUUGACAUUCGUGCUGACAAGAAGAAGAUAAAGGAUGCCGUCAAGAAGAUGUAUGACAUACAGGCCAAGAAAGUGAACACCUUGAUCAGGCCUGAUGGUACCAAGAAGGCGUAUGUUAGAUUGACACCAGACUUUGAUGCACUGGAUGUGGCUAACAAAAUCGGAAUUAUCUAAGGUAGUUCAUAGCUUUUGCAACUUGAUGUUAAGAAUUUCAAUUUUGCUCCCAUUCAAAGAUUAGUAGAGUUUUAUGAGACUUGGCUUCGGUUUGAAUUUGUAAUCUUUUAUGCUACUGGUUAUUAUUAAUUUUUUUGGGUAUUUUUGGUGUUACAACUUACAUUGGAACAAAAUUUCUUCAUGCGUCAUGUGGAUACGAGAUUAUGAAUGCAAGAACUUGAAAUCAA